Diatraea saccharalis (sugarcane borer) is the source of this 3622-nucleotide messenger RNA. The record is from the annotation of a GenBank genome assembly. Lineage: Eukaryota; Metazoa; Arthropoda; Insecta; Lepidoptera; Crambidae.
AGUCAGCUACUCGCCGCCGGCAGAGACGCGAGACGCGCACGACUGUCGCGCUUGUGACGUCAACUUAACGCGAAAAAUCAAUGGAUACACUCUACACUUUAAGGUUUUAUGAUUUAACAAUUCGACAAUAUGGAUUUUCAAUGAUACAGGCAACAGUUAUGUGAAAAUCGAUUAAUAUAUCUGAGAUAUCCUGGUUUAAAGAAAAAGACAUAACUUUGGUUAUUCUUUCAAAUCUCACGUAAAAGAUAGUGCUAAUUCACUACCAGCUAAAUGUAGCUGAUGACGAAAACUACUUAAAUGCUUAAGUAGCGCACAGAGACAUUAAAAUAACAGUGAUGUGACAACGAAGUGUGAAUGGACUAAAAGGUGAAGUUCCUAAUAGUGCUAAGUUGUGAGUGACAAAUAUGGAGAAAUAAAAUGCCUUGAUUGAAUAUUAAUGAAGAAGAAGAUGGGGGCACACGGGUCAAAAGAGAAGCUCUAUAGAAGUAAUUCAGAAAAAUAUCCGUCCAAACUACCGGUACCUAGCGACAAAAAAUAUAAAAUAGCGGUAAACCGUGAAAGAUUCGGAUCUUUCGGCGCAAGAGGGAACGGCAAGAAGCGGGAGAGUGCCCCGACGCCGACCACCCCAGCUCGCCCGCCGGCACCCCCACAACCCCCACCAGCACAACCUAAGAAAAAUGGUGUGGUGCAGAAGUUAUCAGCAUCGCCGGUGUCAGUGCGCGGGCGCACGUCCCUGGCUCCGCCCCCCUCGCCUCGGAAGCCUCCUCCCCACAGGGUGCCAGCGCAGAGGCCUACAACCUUGCCUACUAAUAAAGAACCGCCGCGUGCGGCUGCAGCGGUUGUGCCGCGAGGCAAACGCGUUCAGGCAUCCCCGCAAGCUGCACGUACCCCUACUGCACCCGCUGCACCUGUCCCACUACCACGAGGCCAAGCUGAUGCUCUUUCGCACGCGGCCAAAGGAGUUGAAGCUCUCGGUGUUUUAGUGCAAUACCUGGUGUUCCGAUUGGAUGCCCUCAACGGUGGUUCAUGGCGGUUGGAGGCAGAGAGAUGGCGUGGUGUGGCAGCGGCAGAGCGAAGCAGCGCCGAGCGAGCGGACCGCGACCGCCAGCAAAGGGCUCAGAAGGAUCUUGAUACAAUUGCUGAAUGCCUAAGCAAGAUCUCUGAGUUGGAAAUAGAGGUGACUUCUAAGGAAGAGGCCAAUGCGCGUCUGCAGGCUACACACAUGGAGUCCGUCGCAGCUCUAGCGAGCGAUAUAAAGGGCCUAAAGGACACCAUAGAGUCGCUUAAACAUGAAGUCGCCGAGAGUAGAGCACGUUUACAUGCACACAGCGAAAUCGAGCGUACAUUACGCGCACAGUUAGAAGCGGCACGGGCGGAAUUAGAAAAGUCGCACACGCUUACAGAAGCACUGUGCGAUAAAAAAUACGACUUGUCACAUGAUAAGUCCCGUGACAAAUCGUGGAACAUGUGUGACGCCGCUUGUGAUCCUGUUCAUUGCGAUGCGGAAGAUUGCGAACUCCGGUUAGCGGCCAAUGAAGAGCUGAGCACUGACGCCAACGAGUUGGCAGCAGAGGUGCGAUCUCUUAGGGCGGUGAUCGAGUUGAAACAAGCAGAAAUGGUCACAUUACGGGACGCCCGUUCCGAAUUAGCUGUGGAAAGAGAAAGGCGUGCUGCCGCUGAACGUGACGCACUCGCCGCGAGACACGUCGCGGAAGAACUGAGGGAAAGGGCUGCGGCGAGACAACGUGACGUGGACAGACUGCGCGAUGACAACAGACGGUUAAGAGAAACUGCCGCUAGGGACAGAGACCAUGCCACCAGAUUGGCCGCUCUCAACGAAGAGCUGAGGUACAAACUUCGGCAGAAGUCUCAAGUUGUAUCACUGUUGGCGGGUGGUGGUUAUAUAGAGCGGACGCCGAUACGUACGCGCACGUCUUCAGGCGACUCGGUGCGGUCCACGUCUCCCGCCCCCGACUCGCCCCCCUCCCCCGCCGCGUCUCCGGCCCCGGACACGCCCCCCUUGCCAGCUGUAAAAGGCGUUGUUGAGAAGCACGAUUCUGUCAGUUGGGUGCUGGAGAUAGAAGAGACACCAGAAGAAGUCGCUUCUAGAUUGGCGCGACGUUCUUCGUUUCGCGCGGGAACCACCUGCGCGAGUGCGGGCGGAGUGAAACGGCGCGGUGGCGGAUCCCCCGGCGGGUCCCCCGCGCCCGCGUCCCCCGCCCCCAACGCCUCCAAGUUGUUCCGAGGCGACCUCGAUUUCCCUCCGCCCCCGCCCCCUCUUAAGGAAUCCGCAGGCGAGGCCAUAUACAUAUACGACGAUCGCCAGUACUGAAGACGAAUGAGAGAAACGAUGGAUGAAUUUACGCCGUCGUCUACGCUGAGACGCACGUGGUACCAUAGAAUGUCACACGCUCAUAAAUGAUAUGUUCCACAACUUUACUCCACGUUUUAAUAUAAUGUCGUUGAUUAUAAAUUUCUGGUUGAAAAAUGUGGACCCUACGGAAUUGUAAUCGUGUUCUAUAUACGUGGAGAGAUGAGCGAUUAAUACGCUCUUGUUUCGUAUAAAGGUUGUGUAGGAGCGAUUCGUCUACGAUGGCACGUCACGUCAUCAUCGCAGACGGCCUCAACUGUGUCGUGAUCUAGUCUCGGAUUAUCACACCCCGAGGUCGAAGCGAACGGCCGGAUAUGAUGUUCUUGCCGGAUUAGCUUUCGAAUAUUACAGUCAUAGUUUUAAUGAAAACGUGGGACCCGACCGGAAUGUUUACUUAGUCGUAAUAUAGACUUACGGAAUGGACGCAUCGUCAACGCUCUGGUGAAUAGAAUGUACUCAUCAGAAUCUGUUAUUGUAUACUUGAAUUCUCAACUGUGAAAAUCACGCACGCACUGAUUAUGUACUAAUUAAUAUAAAAUAUAUGAGCUGGGAAAUUGAAACAGAUAAAUAUGCGAGCUUGCUCCUUCUUGACAGUCUUAGCUUAGAAGUGACUUACGCUCCUAAUGAUAUUACUGAACACAUUUUAAAUACCAUGUAGAUAUUAAAUAUAGUCGGUAGGAGUUACUCACUUAACUUAUUCAAAUUUUUAUCGACUUUACGUUUCUGAUAACUAAUUAAUUAGCUUUUUAGUGGAUGAAGUGAUUUCAAUAAGGUAAGGUAGUAGCUCCGAUCUCACAUAUAAUGUAAGUAUCAGCUUUUCCCAAAUUUCAGGCCUCGAAAGUUUGUGAAGUGAAUUAGGCUAUGUUUUGAAGGAAAGUGUUUAUGUACCUGUAAUUGCGCCAGUGAAUAAAAGUAAAACUAUCUAGCCUUGUAGUUUAGUUGAAGCGAACCUUAUAUUCAUGAUACGUAUUCGCGCAUCAAUUGUGAAUAUUGAUUGUCAUGUAAUAAGCAGUAUCAUAAUACUAUUGAGCUUCGCCGAUGCCUUUAUUGCAAGCAAUGUGUACUUUACUUAACUUGUACUCUCUUAAGUACAAUAAAUUAUUUAUUCACUUCUCUAUUCUAAUCGUACGAAUGUACUAUAUUAUUAAUCUUAAGUCCUUCUUCUUCUCUUUCUUCUACUUUCGCGUUUUCUUACUUUUAUUUAUUGGUGCAAUGCCCCUUGUUUUCUGAUUGUUUAUAAUUAUUGAAAGU